CUCCUUUCCUCUUGCUUCCAUGUGAGUGAGGUGUGCAUUAAAGUUAAUUUUCAUUCUUUAACAAAGUACAUUUUAAAGUCCCAAUAAUUUCAGCCAUGAACUUUUGAGUUUUAAAAUGCCAAUGCGGAAAUUCAUUAACAUACGUUCAUAAGGGUGGUCCUAAUUUUGAACUUUUCUGAAUUUCAUUGGGACAAACGUGUCCGAUAAUUUUUAAUUUACACAAUGUAGAAAAUAGUCUUGAGGAACAUGGAGAAAGCCCCUUUAAACCGCUAUAAAAUACCUACUCUAUAAUGUGCGUUUUCAAAUUUUAAUUUAAUCAAAAGCCAAACGUAAUGUCUAUUCAUAGAUACCAAAUUGUGAAAAAAUCGAAAAUCAACCGCAAAUCGCUCUCUUUCCUGACUUUGAGGAGCCAGAAUGUACUUUCCUGAACCCGAACACCAGAAAGAAAAUUGCCAACAUCAAUAGGACAUAAACCUUACUUGUGUGUCAAAUCUCGAAUGUUUCAGUAACUUACUUUAAGCCCAAGUUUCAACUUCAUAAGUGUCAAGAUGGGCUAAAAAUAAUUCCUUUCUCCACCUCAAUGCAGUGAUCAGUGGUAGUUUUCAACAGUAUCGAUACUCAACGUAAAUAUACUGACAAUGCAUAUUGCAAAUCAGCAACUUUUGCGGACGGCGCUUCUUGGAUUGGGAUUUUUCUUUCUUUUUGCUGGGUAUAACUCCCUCACUAAUAUGGAGAAAACUUUCCUACUGAGCCUACAAAAGGACGUUCCAUCUUUUCAUGGGGAUGGCUACAUUGCUCAAAGUAUCGUUUAUGCUGUAUUUGCCAUAACAUUGUGGUUGGCUCCUUCAGUUAUAAGUAUCACCGGACCAAGAUUAGCCAUGUUCUUCAGUGCAAUUGGUUAUGAGGUAUUUAUUCUGUCUCUGUUCAUACCAUUGACAUGGGUUACAUAUCUUAGUUCCAUUAUGGCCGGUUGCAUGGCUGCAAUUUUGUGGACUGGUCAUGUCAAUUACUUAGUGUUGAAUUCAGAACCAUACAUGAUUGCCAAGUGUUCAGGCCUAUUCUCUGCAAUUUUUCAACUAAGUAUGUUUCCCGGUAAUUUAUUUGUGUACUUUAAAUUUCACAACAUAAAGUACAUUGAUGUUGAAACCAGGAAGUCAAUUCUGAUUGUUUUAGCUGGGAUUAUCUCAAUAGGUGUCAUUAUAAUUGGCCUUGCUCGACCUCCUCACCGCACAAGCACCUUCGAUGCAAACUUAGACGAGAAUUUGUCGCACAAAAAGAGAGGUCCGAUCCAGGCAUUAAAAAAACUAUGGACCACAUUCUUUCUCAAAGAAGUAGUUGCAUUAUAUUUCAUUUAUGGUGCUACAGGUUUGCUACUGGCUUUCAACCAUGUUGUCAGUGCUAGUAUUGGCUUCACACAACAUUUUGGAGACACAAGGAAACGCUAUGUGCCUCUGGCUGGGUUUUUCUGUGGACUUGGUGGCGUAGUAGGUGCAAUUUUACCAUUCUUUGUAACAACGAAGAAGAACUUUCUGUUUUUGAGACCAUUAACAUUCAUCGCCAUGGUCACUAUCAUUUUAGGCUUAUUACUUUCCUACCUUGUGUUACCAGAGGACGCUUUAUUCGGAGAUACCACGACCCGUCCGUUUGUCGAAUCAAACGUUGCGGUUGCCUUGAUGAUUAGCACACUCCUUGGGAUUGGAGAAAAUUCUUUCACCAAUGAAAUGACUGACUUGGUUGGUACCUUGUUCCCCAAUGAUAGUGCUCAGGCUUUUGCAGCUCUACUGUUUUUGAAGAAUAUCUGUGUGGCAAUUGGAUUUUAUAUUAGCAAUUACAUUGGACUCUACACACAAAUUUAUGUCAUGAGCAUCUUCACCUUUGUUGGCACAAUUGGACUCACAUGGGCAGGCUAUCUGCUAGCGUUAAGGCAAGGGCAGCACCCAUCUCUCAAAGGUCCACAACUUCAUGCUGAGAUAUCACCAGGAACAAUCAAUUCUGCGGAUUCUUUGAAGUAAAAACAAUUGUCUCGAGGAGGUUGUUUAUAAUCUUAUUCGGUCUGCUUUAUUCCAGUGGUUGUUGCCAAAUUUCUUUCUUUUUUAGGUUUUAAGAACCGAGCAUUCACAAUUUUUCCUGAUUUUUAAAUGGGUCAUCUUUAGGGGAGACCGGGGUUAUGUUGGCCACGGGGCUAUGAUAACCAUCGUGAGAAUUUUGUAGAGGAAAACGUAAAUUUGAUGUUUUGAUGAGAAAAAAGGUUGGCAGCGAUGUAGACUAACAAUUCAAAAUAUCAACAUCGAUGGUGUCCCCCUCUGUUAUGUUCUGUGCUGUAACAUUCUUGUUUACCUUCGAAAAUAGCCCGAAAAUGCGAUUUUUUUAAUUUUGGAUUUUGUUUGCUGUGGCGAGUAUUUAUUUUGUAUCUUAUUAAUCUUUGUUUCUAUUUGAAGUAGACCCCUUUCCUGUGAUUUUAGUGUAUGGAUUUAUGGCUUUUGACUCCUUGUUUCUUAGUUGGAUGACUUUGAUUUGAGGUGACCUCAAUCGGGGCUAUGCGGACCAUGUUUCUGGGGCUAUGUUGACCUACUAAGAAAACAUACAUUUUAUAUUUUUUUUUGCGUAAGGUUUCAAAUCCAUUUUCUUUGAGUUUAAAAAGGUCCUAUAUAGUGGGGAAGUAGAUCUUCUCAUUAUUUUUUAAGUUGCUUUUCACGCCAACUCACUUAUUAAAUUUGAUACUGUUCUUUAAAAUUUUUUUUUUUAUUUUUAAAUUUUCAGCUCCAAAGGUAUUGAGUUUCACAAACAUUACGAAAGAUAAGUGUAGGGGCAUAAUACUAAGCUUUUUAAGUGCAAUUACAAUCAACUGAACAAGGUUAACACAGCUUCCUUACAGGUGGCUAACUUAGCCCCGGGGGUGGCCAAUAUAGCCCCAAGCGGGGGCUAUGUUGACCAAAAUGGAUUUUCUUUUAAAAACGCAUGCAACUCACAAAAUUAAAGUAUUUUGUAGAAUGUUUUCAGUUGAUUUUAAUUUUACACUGUAUGCUUAAGGAUUAGAGCAUUAAAGAAAUGACAUUCUAUUCUUCUGUUUCUUCAGACACAAGUUUUAAAAAAAUCUGGUCAACAUAGCCCCGGUCUCCCCUAUAGUUCCAAUUUUUUAGACUGUUUAUCUACUUUUGAAUAUACUUAAUGUCAGUUGUGGAAAUUGAUGGUACCUAAUCAUCCUUUCACGAGAAAAGGUUGUGGAAGUCAUUAAAGAGGGAGGAAAAUACCUGAUUCAAAUUUCAAAUAUGAAAUCUUGAAGACAAAAAUUAUUUUCUAGCAAAUAAUUACCUGUUCUGUGUAACAGGACACUUUAGUUUGAAAUCAAGUGUCGUAUCUCGGCCCAAUUCUUGAAAUUUUUCCUGGAGCAGUGGUAUUAGGUACCUCAAAUUUUAAGCCAGUCAGUAGCAUGACUUUCCUCUUCAAUCAUAAUGCAUAGUACAUUUUUUAUCAAAGCAGAAAAAGAAAACCUAGUUGUCAUUUGUUUUAACCCUUAGAUGACUGGCCGUUUUUACCCAUACGAAUGCCUAGCCCCCCAGGCCUUCCGUAUUGGAGGCCCGUAUUGGGAAUGUAUGGUUAUUUGAUAGUUGCGAUGCUUUUUUACACUUUUUCUUGAAGAAUUUUAUGAUUUUCAUACUUCGUCUUCUAUGAGCAAGGUCCUAAAUUCUCUUUCCACCCAUAAAUUUCCCCCCUCCCCCUCUAGAUCUCCCCCUCCUCUCUCCAGUCCCCUAAGAUCUAGGAGCCUCUCAUUAUAAACACUUUCUUAUAGGUAUCUUUUUUGAGAUUUUGAGAAAGUUACAUUGAAGAAAUAGUAUUACCCCUAAAAGUAUAAGUACUUGAAAUUGAGAGGGAGGGGGCAACCUUACCCACUCCUACCCCUCCCCUCCUUCUGGUACCAAAAACAUUUAGUACUUUCCGCUUUGUUUCUUUCAAAGUUUUGCACCUAGAGGUUUAUUUUUUUUUAUUUCGUGAAAAGAAAAGAAAAGUAUAAAAUUAAUUGUUGUUAUGUAUUGAAUACUUCUACAUUAGGUAUUUCAAACUUUUUGAGAAGUUAGAGCAGAUUUUGGAUAUUACAGUGAAUUAUAAGAUAAACGCGGAAUUUCUGCGCA
Molecule: messenger RNA, 4130 nt
Organism: Bemisia tabaci
Lineage: Eukaryota; Metazoa; Arthropoda; Insecta; Hemiptera; Aleyrodidae
Product: UNC93-like protein MFSD11
Source: RefSeq, a predicted model, not a curated record